UGGGGCGGGUGGCAAAGAACGAGCUAUGGCGACUCGAGGCGUUCGUCCACAGCGGGAGAAUGGACGAAGUCAGACAGACCUGUUAAUCAUCCCCGUGUUACUGUUGUUCCUCCCAGGCAUGACGGGUGCAUCAUGCUGUUACCUUGCGAAGAAUAACUUAAUGUGUCAUGAUGUUUGUGAACUGAUUUUGGCAUCUAAGAGCGAUUCUCAUUUGAAACACCUGUUGCAACGUGCUCCUGAAUAUUGUCCAGAAUCAAUGAGAGAGGUUUGGGGCUGUAUAAAUUCUUCUUUGCCAGGUGUUUUGAAAAAAUCUGAUGGUUGGGUUGGCUUGGGCUGCUGUGAAUUAGCCAUUGCUGUAGAAUGUCGACAAGCAUGUAAACAAGCAUCUUCAAAAAACGAUAUUUUGAAAAUUUGCAGGAAAGAAUAUGAGAACACCCUUUUUAGUUGUAUUAAUAGAAAUGAAAUGGGAUCAGUUUGUUGCAAUUACGCUGGCCAUCAAACAAAUUGCUGGGAAUACUGUCAAGCAAUCUUUCGAACAGAUACUUCUCCGGGCCCUUCCCAGAUAAAGACUCUUGAAAAUUACUGUGUUUCUGUGAGCCCAAUGUUACUGAAUUGUGUGAAUAACUAUACACAGUCAUAUCCAAUGAGAAAUUCAACAGAUAGUUUAUACUGUUGUGAUAGAGCAGAAGAUUAUGUUUGCCAAACAGCUUGUAAAAGGAUACUAAUAUCAAUGAAAACGGAACAUGAAAUUGUGGAUGGACUUAUUGAAAGCUGUAAAACAAUGCCUCUUCCACAGGAUCCUCUUUGGCAAUGUUUCUUGGAGAGCUCAAGAUCUGUUCAUCCUGGAGUGACACUGCAUCCACCACCUUCAACAGUUCUCGAUAGUGCUAAGUUGCACUGCUGUUCCAAAGCAAAUACUUCUUUGUGCAGAGAUGUGUGCACUAAACUUUAUACAAGCAGCUGGGGCAAUACACAAAGCUGGCAAGAAUUUGAUCGUUUUUGUGAAUAUAAUCCCAUUGAAGUUUCCAUGUUGACUUGCUUAGCAGAUGUACGUGAACCUUGUCAGCUCGGUUGUAGAAAUCUUACUUUUUGCACUAAUUUUAAUAACAGGCCUACUGAACUCUUCAGGAGCUGCAAUGCCCAGUCAGAUCAAGGAGCUAUGAAUGAUAUGAAACUUUGGGAAAAAGGAAGCAUUAAGAUGCCUUUUAUAAAUAUCCCUGUACUUGAUAUUAAAAAAUGCCAACCGGAAAUGUGGAAGGCAGUUGCUUGUUCACUGCAAAUUAAACCUUGUCAUAGUAAAUCUAGAGGAAGUAUUAUUUGCAAGUCAGAUUGUGUAGAAAUUCUCAAAAAAUGUGGAGACUUAAGCAAAUUUCCUGAGGGACAUAUGGCUGAAAGCAUCUGUGAACUUUUAUCUCCAGCUGAUGAUUUGGAGACUUGCAUACCUUUAGAUACAUACCUUCGUCCAAGUGCAUUGGAUAAUAUUGUGGAAGAUGUUACACAUCCCUGUAACCCAAAUCCCUGUGCUGCAAAUCAAUUGUGUGAAGUAAAUAGAAAAGGAUGUCAGCCUCUCGAACCUUGUCUUCCUUAUUUUUGUAUACAGGGCUGCAAAUUGGGUGAAGCCUCUGAUUUUAUUGUCCGUCAAGGUACUCUCAUCCAAGUACCAUCUUCUGUUGGAGAUAUUGGGUGCUAUAAAAUUUGCACGUGUGGCCAGAAUGGUUUGUUAGAAAAUUGUAUGGAAAUGUAUUGUGUUGAUCUCCAAAAGUCAUGCAUUGUUGGAGGGCAAAGAAAAAGCCAUGGAACAUCUUUUAAUAUAGACUGCAAUGUCUGUUCAUGUUUUUCUGGGAAUUUGAUAUGCUCCACUCGUCAGUGUCUCAAUGAAUUAAGUUCAGAUGAUGAACAUCACCUACUUACAGGUCUGCCAUGUAACUGCGCUGAUCAGUUUGUCCCAGUAUGUGGUCAGAAUGGACGUACUUAUCCAAGUGCAUGUGUAGCACGUUGUGUUGGGCUACAUGAUAAUCAGUUUGAAUUUGGGUCCUGCAUUUCUAAGGAUCCUUGUAACUCUUAUCCCUGCCCUAAAAAUCAGAGGUAAAUAUUUAAGAAAAUCUACAGAAAUUACUUUUAUCUUACUUAAUUCUGGUUUACUGUUAACAGAAAAAUAUGAAUUGUAGUAGUUUAUAUAAUAGAUAUCAGUGUUAUAUAAACUAUUACAAUUAUUUUGUGUCGUGAAUAUGUAAUAUUA
Molecule: messenger RNA, 2239 nt
Organism: Protobothrops mucrosquamatus (brown spotted pit viper)
Lineage: Eukaryota; Metazoa; Chordata; Lepidosauria; Squamata; Viperidae
Gene: RECK
Product: reversion inducing cysteine rich protein with kazal motifs
Exons: 16
Coding region: 26-2089 (687 amino acids)
Biological process (GO): extracellular matrix organization; blood vessel maturation; sprouting angiogenesis
Cellular component (GO): plasma membrane
Molecular function (GO): metalloendopeptidase inhibitor activity; protein binding
Source: RefSeq, a predicted model, not a curated record